AUGAUUGCAAGGAGUACGCAAAAGAAGAUUGCUAAGGUUGGUGCUUCUAUCGGCACCAAAGCCAAUGCUGUGCUAGUUCCUGUACCAAAAACAGCUCCAAACGUUGCAAACAUUGAAAAAAGAAAACAAUCAGAUAGCCAGGAUGGCAACAAUAAGAAGGCAAGGAAGUUUGAGAUAAGGAGCGCUGCUCAAGGAGCCAGUGCUGGUCCCGCUGCUGCUGCUGCUGCUGCCACUGUUACUAUUACUGCUACUGCAAAAAGGAGAAAGCGAAAGAAGGCUGCAAUUGCUACUAGUGCUGCUGGAAGGAGACUGAAGAAAACUACUACAAAGGUUGUUGCCGCUGCAAGUAACAAAGCAAAUUUUGUAGUUGAAAAAAGGCACCAGUCAGAUAGGCAGCAUGAUGGCGACAAGAGAGUCCCAGAGAAGGCAAAGAAGGUUGCUGCGGGUGCUGGAGGAGCUGCUGUUGAUUCCAUGCAAAAGGCAGCAAUGAUUGUUCCUGCUUCAAGAGCUGUGGGUGCUGCAAUUUCCAGGGAAAAGCAAAGUGCUAUGAAGAAAAAGGUGCAGCUCAAAAAAGGUAGUGGGAAAAAAUUGCAAGGAGAUAACAAUGCGACAAAAGAAGCAAACCCCAGAGUAGUGGAUAUUGGUAGAGCACAAGUAGAGCAGCAUGCUGGUGUACCAAUCAUGCCGUACAAUCUACGACAUCCAAUCGGACCAAGGCCUCCAUCUUUGAAAGAGCAAAAGAAGAUGAGAGAUGAAAAAAAGAAAUUGUUGAAAACAAUGAGAGAUGAAUUGGGUGUCUUGCUUCCUGAUAUUGACAGCAAAAUUGUAGUUGCUCAAGAGAGGGUUCAUUGGGACCGUUCAAUGAAGGAUGGCGAUGGUACGAGGAUCACAGAAAAAAUUCUUGAAGCUGCAGCUUUCAUUGAAGAUUUUGAUGAGGAAAAAGAUGAUGAUGGGACUUUCUUUGAAAAGUAUGAAAUUGAUAUGUUGGAUGUAGACGAUCCAUUGUAUUGUCCUGAUGAGAUUCGAGGGCUUCGUUAUGAAACAGAGCAAGAGGACAAUGAGGAUCCAAAGUUUACUGUCUAUUGUGGUCCGCAAGAGAAGGAGACAAUCAUCAAGGGCUGCAGGAUGGAACGGCUGAAGCCAUAUCUAAGCAAAGGAUAUUUGUACAGUUGUCAGCUGCAAGGAGAGUUAGCAAAGGCAAAAGGACCGUAUCAGGAACGAUACCUUAUCCCUAUAGGAGAUUCAAAUUUGGACAAGGUGCCUGACCACUGCCUCUGCAAGUUUGGUAGCAACGGCAGGUCUCUGAGUCCACUUCCAUUUCAACAAAACGACAAAGCCUUCUGUCUUGGAUACUGUUUGGCAAAUGUACUCUUUUACCUCAAGCUUGAUAAGUCAGCGCAGAAGCAUUUUAGAUGCCAGGAGACAACUUGCAGAAAUUUCAAACAUAGUGCAGCUGUCAGCAAAGGGAAUUGGAACCAUAUCUUUGGAAGAGGUCAAGCGCAUGUUGGAUGGAAUUCCAAAACAGAAAACGAUUGA
This is a messenger RNA of Cylindrotheca closterium, 1536 nucleotides long. Lineage: Eukaryota; Bacillariophyta; Bacillariophyceae; Bacillariales; Bacillariaceae. The record is from the annotation of a GenBank genome assembly.